This is a messenger RNA of Epinephelus fuscoguttatus (brown-marbled grouper), 3893 nucleotides long. It is a transcript of the gene sh3bp5b, whose product is annotated as SH3-domain binding protein 5b (BTK-associated). Gene Ontology annotation, molecular function: protein kinase inhibitor activity. The record is from RefSeq and is a predicted model, not a curated record. Gene Ontology annotation, cellular component: cytoplasm. The transcript has 9 exons. Lineage: Eukaryota; Metazoa; Chordata; Actinopteri; Perciformes; Serranidae. Gene Ontology annotation, biological process: negative regulation of protein tyrosine kinase activity; intracellular signal transduction. Bases 255 to 1658 code for a protein of 467 amino acids.
UCAGCACCGAGCUCAGUGUGGAGGAGAGAGCUGAGGAGGAGACACACAGCCGCCGCUCGGCUCCUGCUGGAUACACACCGAGAUGUUCCUCUCCGAAAAACCCGCCUUUUAGAAAUAAAUUAAUUUAAAUCGGGGAGAUAAAGUCGAGCUCGGGAAUCCGACGUGUGGUGAGACAGAGACAGACGGGUGUUUGGUCCCUGUGCGUCCCGGGGAAACGUCUCUUUGUUCGGUUCCAUCUGUCCUUCAGCUCCAGCAUGGAUCAUCCAGAGAAGGAGGUCCGCACGGACGACGAGACCGAAUAUGAAGACGAGGAAGUGGACCCCAGAAUCCAGGGGGAGCUGGAGAAACUCAACCAGUCCACCGACGACAUCAACCGAUGUGAGACAGAGCUGGAGGAUGCGAGGCAGAAGUUCCGCUCAGUUCUGGUUGAAGCGACGGUGAAGCUGGACGAACUGGUGAAGAAGAUCGGCAAAGCUGUGGAGGAGUCCAAGCCUUACUGGGAGGCCCGCAGGUUGGCCAGACAGGCCCAGCUGGAGGCCCAGAAGGCCACUCAGGACUUCCAGAGAGCCACCGAGGUCCUACGGGCGGCGAAGGAGACCAUCUCCCUGGCCGAGCAGAGACUCCUGGAGGAGGACAACAGGCAGUUUGACUCCGCCUGGCAAGAGAUGCUGAACCACGCCACCCAGCGGGUGAUGGAGGCGGAGCACACGAAGACGAGAAGCGAGCUGGUGCACAAGGAGACGGCGGCCAAAUAUACGGCAGCAAUCGGCCGCAUGAAGCAGCUGGAGAAGAAACUCAAACGCACCAUCAACAAGUCCAAGCCCUACUUUGAGAUGAAGGCGAAGUACUAUCUGCAGCUGGAGAACCUGAAGAAGAAUGUGGACGAGCGGCAGGCCAAGCUGUCCCAGGCCAAAGGCGAAUAUAAGACGGCCCUCAGGAACCUGGAGAUGAUCUCCGACGAGAUCCACGAGCGACGGCGGAGCUCCGCCAUGGGCCCCCGGGGGCGUGGUGUGGGCGCCGAGGGCGACAGUGUUUCCGGGGACGACAUCUCCAACUUUAAGAUGGAGUCAGACGGAAUAUCCAUGGCGUCGGUGUGUUUCGACGAUGAGGCGUGUGGCGGCAGCAGCAUCAUGUCGGAGGAAGACUCCGAGACUCGCUCCACCUGCAGCCUGGGUUCAUCUCCCAGCAGCCCUCAGGAGCUCCUGUCACCCUGCCCCUUUGCCAGCUCCUCCUCUUCCUCCUCCUGCACAUCCUCCUCUGCCUCAUCAUCACCCACUCCCUCCUCCUCCUCCUCUUCCUCCUCCCCGUCUCCUCUGUCCAGGCCCUGCAGUCUGGACCUUCCCAGCACCGUGUCGCUGUCCGACUUUGGACUCAUCUCACCGGUGCUCGGGCCACGUAGCGAGUGCAGCGGAGCAUCGUCACCAGAAUGCGACCUGGAGAGAGGUGACCGGGCAGAAGGUGCAGAGGGAGAUCUCGACAAUGCGCCAGCCUCCAACAACAACAGCUCAACCUCCAACACCAAGAAGAGCUUCAGUCUGGAGGCACGCUUCAGCUUUCUGAACCUGCGUCGCCCCCGCACCGACAACGCCAAAAACAUGGACAACUGUUCCCAGAAGACUGAGGCUGGGCAGACUGUGGUUCUGGUCAAAGGAGUCUGAGGACAAAAGAAGAGAAUAUGUUGGAGAGAUAUUGACUCAAACUCUGAAACUGAGCUGUUUAUAAGCUACCUGCCACAACUGCACUCCAUUUAGAAACUCCACGGUCAAAGAGAGACUUUGAAUGUCAUCGUUGGUGUAUAUAAGGUUUCUUGUACAUCAUGGCAGUGUUGUUACUCCCACCUCCCUUACAAAGGACAUUGCACUUUUGGACUCUCAUGCCUGAGAAAUAAAGAGCACUGUUAUGUUGAAAUGUGCUGGAUGAGGGUGAUGGAAGAAAAAGAUGGUUAGAAAUUACUCAUGUUGUUAAUUUUUAUUUUUCCACUAAAAGCUGCAAAAGCAAGCUUUGACUUUCUGAUAAUAGUUGGUAUAACUGUUCAUUGAAAUUGAGAAUUUAUUACUAUUAAAUGACACUUUGCAUACUGUAAACCAUACAGGGGUUAUGUCCUUAACAGUCAACAGUUAAAGGAAUUAAAGUCACGUGAAGAUGUUCAAUAAAUAAAUAAAUAGUGUCUUAAUCUGCUAUAUGCUCCUGUAGUUGAGGUAUAAUUUGUUUUCCGAGGUUAUAUAUAUGUAAAUGUUCUGGUUUAGGCACUGUGGACCCUCCAAUGUUAAAAAGCUUUUUGUUUUCAACAUAAAGCUAUAAUUCUGGUUAAGUUUUAGCUUUUGCCACCAUGACGUGCACAUCCAGCGCAGGUUCAGGUAAACACAAAAUGUGUCGAACAGUCUUGUUGCAGACAAACAUAUAAAUGCAUACACUCAGCUGCAUACUGAGAGUGACUCAACAUGAAGCUGAAGUGUUUUACUGCCUCCUGUGGUUUAAAGAAAGGUGAUGUAAUUGCAGAAUGUAGAAAUAACACAUUUCUUAUAAAUUUAACUUUUCAUUUAUUAGAUAAAAUACACUCACCCUGCGUUAUGUAAAAUUCUCAGCGAAAACUUUUUUUUAAUUUGCAUGCCUUCAUGGUGAAUGACGAAUCCAAAAACGGAACAAAAAUCUUUGCUUAUUGCAUUGACAGCUUCCACCACUUCCACUUCCGUCAUUUUUGACAAAAAAAUGAAAAAACAAAACUAGGGUAAAAAAAAAAAAAGACUGAAUUUAGCCUCUGUAUCUACAUCACCAACAGCCCCAUCAUAAACCCAGGGACAUAGACAAGUCACAAUCUAGUAGCACAACUAUGUGGGGAGGUGGAUCACAAACUGAGAGGGAAAACUGAACCACCAAGAAUUUAAUUUUCUUCUCUGCACCCUGUUUUAUAAUUUAUCUAUGCUGCUUUUAUGUGGAAUGACAUUUUUGAUCCUUCAGACACUGAGACAGUAUGUCUAGCCUCCUGGUGUGUCCCUCAGGGCUCUGUACUGGAGUCCCUACAUUUUCCCUAAAAACUCCUUCCACCUAAAAACUAUGAAAGACAAAGCAAAAAGAGGACUCAGCUCUGGAACUCUGGAACAUUUCUUGAUGGAUGCUAACAGUGAAACCAGGAGUUUUUAGAUAUAAAUGAAAGAGCAAGCAAUGUAGUUUGUGUGCUUCUGAAAACCAACGCUGGAUUGUGUUGUUGGAGAUAGAUUUAUAAUUUAAAGCUAAAUGAACUACAGGUUGGGGUUAAGUGUGUAAGGGAUGUAUUUUAAAGGAAUAAUUGGAAAAAAAUGUAACUUGUUUUUCUUGAUUAUUCAGGUGCCAUAUUAUGAGAGAAGUUCAGAUCCCAAUAUUAACUUGUGUCCUGAAAAUACUCAUUUGCUCCUAAGAUUAAAGGAUGAGGCGGCAAUAAUCUGUAUUUUUGUUAUCGCCAACAAAUUAAAAAAACAAACCAACAACAUGUUGGUCUGUCUCUCAAAACUUUCUGACUUGCCUACUCUGUCUGUGGCACUUAGCUCCAAACUCAUUAGUCCCUACAGAAAAUGUGAAUGGAAGGCUGAGAUUUUACAAAAUGGUCAACAUCUGCCUCAUCAGCAUUAGAGUAAAGCUGUGGGGGAAAAAAAGGUGGUAAAUGAAGUAGUAGUUUGCAGCCUUUUGCCUCGCGCUAUCUUUGUUCGGUGUGUGUAUUAUGUGUGAGAACAAAAUGUGAUAUCUGUAUAUAUUCGUAUAUCUGUGUCACUUUUUGAUGUGGAAUUUGGGAUAUGAACCGCUGACCAGUCUGCCCUCUCAUAGCUGUGUGUGCAGAUGUUCAGUCCUCUGCAUCAUCUCGAAGCAACUAAUGUGCCUGUUUUUCAAACUAAGAGUAAAAUAAACGGAUGUUCACUUCA